This is a messenger RNA of Merops nubicus (carmine bee-eater), 1119 nucleotides long. Its product is annotated as transitional endoplasmic reticulum ATPase. The annotation marks the transcript as partial. Gene Ontology annotation, molecular function: ATP hydrolysis activity; ATP binding. NCBI's taxonomy places the organism in Eukaryota, Metazoa, Chordata, Aves, Coraciiformes, Meropidae. The record is from RefSeq and is a predicted model, not a curated record. The transcript is spliced from 8 exons.
GACGAAGAGGAGUCGCUGAACGAGGUGGGCUACGAUGACAUUGGCGGCUGCCGGAAGCAGCUGGCUCAGAUCAAGGAGAUGGUGGAACUUCCCCUCCGGCACCCAGCACUCUUCAAGGCCAUCGGGGUGAAGCCUCCACGUGGGAUUCUGCUGUAUGGUCCUCCUGGAACUGGUAAAACACUGAUUGCCCGAGCGGUGGCCAACGAAACAGGGGCUUUCUUCUUCCUGAUCAACGGUCCUGAGAUCAUGAGCAAGCUGGCUGGUGAAUCAGAGAGCAACCUGAGGAAAGCCUUUGAAGAAGCAGAGAAGAAUGCUCCUGCCAUCAUCUUCAUUGAUGAACUGGAUGCUAUUGCUCCUAAGAGAGAGAAGACCCACGGGGAGGUGGAACGCCGCAUCGUGUCUCAGCUGUUGACUCUCAUGGAUGGACUGAAGCAGAGAGCACACGUGAUCGUCAUGGCAGCUACCAACAGACCUAACAGCAUCGACCCGGCGCUCCGGCGAUUCGGCCGCUUUGACAGGGAGGUGGAUAUCGGUAUCCCAGAUGCCACCGGACGCCUGGAGAUCCUGCAGAUCCACACGAAAAACAUGAAGCUGGCUGAUGAUGUGGAUCUGGAGCAGGUGGCAAAUGAGACCCAUGGCCAUGUUGGUGCUGACUUGGCUGCUCUUUGCUCUGAAGCUGCUCUUCAGGCUAUUAGAAAGAAGAUGGAUCUCAUAGAUUUAGAAGAUGAAACCAUUGAUGCUGAAGUGAUGAACUCGCUGGCUGUGACCAUGGAUGACUUCAGGUGGGCUCUGAGCCAGAGCAACCCUUCUGCUCUUCGGGAGACUGUGGUGGAGGUGCCACAGGUUACCUGGGAAGAUAUUGGUGGUUUGGAAGAUGUAAAGAGAGAGCUCCAGGAGCUUGUGCAGUAUCCUGUGGAGCACCCAGACAAGUUCCUCAAAUUUGGUAUGACACCAUCGAAAGGUGUUCUGUUCUACGGGCCACCUGGCUGUGGUAAGACACUGCUGGCUAAAGCCAUUGCCAACGAGUGCCAGGCAAACUUCAUUUCCAUCAAGGGUCCGGAAUUGCUCACCAUGUGGUUUGGUGAAUCUGAAGCUAAUGUGCGCGAGAUCUUUGACAAG